Armigeres subalbatus is the source of this 2451-nucleotide messenger RNA. Its product is annotated as sodium-independent sulfate anion transporter. NCBI's taxonomy places the organism in Eukaryota, Metazoa, Arthropoda, Insecta, Diptera, Culicidae. The transcript has 5 exons. The record is from RefSeq and is a predicted model, not a curated record. Gene Ontology annotation, cellular component: plasma membrane. Bases 431 to 2245 code for a protein of 604 amino acids. Gene Ontology annotation, biological process: transmembrane transport. Gene Ontology annotation, molecular function: sulfate transmembrane transporter activity.
GUAGUUUUGUGCAGUCAUGUACAGUGAUCGAUCGCUCUUUUGGAUUUCGCUUAUUGAUGUGCUGUUUUCAAAGUUUGGUUCCAAUUAACAAGUGAUCAGUGUUAGGAAAAUUUAAAAUCUCGAAACACAUGGACGAUUCAAAUCUAGCGUUCUUCGCCCAGACGGUGGAUAAGUUUUAUAAUGUGUAAAUGCCACCAGAACGUCAUGCCGCGGGCUAAUUAGCAUUCCUCCGGUUCAAAUUAUUGGUCACGCGCGUGAAAUUCCGCCCCCAAGUAAUCUCGUAAAGUAAGUGGCGCUUUACACAGUUUGAGAUAAAACUGGUUUCAUUAAACCGCCGGCCGGUUUAAUCACGAGACAGUCACGAGAGCAGCGCAGAGAGCAGAAACUUGUCGCUCCAAACACAGCUGGUAAAGCCAUUCAUCCAUGAAAUAUGGGUCUCACGCAGAUUGAAAAAUUUGUGCCUGGUGCUAGAUGGCUGCGGGGAUACAACGCACAGUUCGCAGUAGCUGAUCUCAUCGCCGGCAUUACAGUGGGAUUGACGGUGCUGCCGCAAGGGUUGGCGUACGCAACACUAGCUGGUUUGGAGCCACAGUAUGGAUUGUACUCAGCUUUUGUUGGUGGUUUGGUUUAUGCGUUCAUGGGUGGUUGCCGUGAAGUGACGAUUGGACCAACAGCUCUGUUAGCUUUGAUGACAAGUCGUCACACAGGACUGGGUGGAGACUCCGGUCCCCACUUCGCCAUUCUUCUCUGCUUCCUGUCCGGGAUCGUGGAAUUGAUUAUGGCAGUUUUGCGGUUAGGAACUUUGGUCGAUCUGAUAUCGCUGCCGGUGACAGUCGGCUUCACAUCGGCGACCGCUUUGAUUAUUGGAGCUUCGCAGCUAAAAGCUCUCCUUGGUAUACGAGGUGGGUCGGGAUCAGGAUUCGCCGAAACUAUUCGGGUGGUUGUGAUGAGAUUUACAGAAGCACGAGUCCCAGACAGCAUUCUUGGAUUAAUUUCGAUAGCUAUUCUUCUUGCGCUUCGGAAACUCAAGGACAUAAAGACUUCGCAGGAUGCCAGCAAAAGACGGAAGGUACUGGGUAUCACAUUGUGGGUCAUAGCAACGGCCCGAAAUGCCUUGCUGGUGCUGAUCACCAGCUCUGUUGCGUACUAUUACGAUAGAAAAGGACAAAGACCCUUCAUUCUGACUGGCACGGUGAAGAGUGGUAUCCCAGGAUUUCAGCUACCUCCUUUUUCAACGCAGAUUACCGGCCCGAAUAACACAACCAUCGAUCUGAACUUUCAAGAUAUGGUCUCGGAGUUGGGAGUCAACAUAGCUUUGGUGCCGGUCAUUGCAGUAUUAGGAAAUGUUGCCAUUUCGAAGGCUUUCGGUGGCAGUGGAAUAAAUCCAACUAAGGAACUGGUGGCUCUUUCACUGAGCAAUGUGUUUGGGUCGUUCUUCAGUUCAAUUCCAGUAACAGGAUCGUUCUCCCGAAGUGCGGUGAAUCAUGCCAGUGGUGUCAAAACUCCGAUAGGGGGUAUCUACACGGGUACCCUGGUACUACUUGCGUUGGGAUUGCUUACUCCGUAUUUCCAAUACAUACCGAAAGCUGCGUUAAGUGCGGUGAUCAUAUCCGCGGUUAUCUUCAUGAUUGAGUACGAAGUUAUUCGCCCCCUGUGGCGAUGCAAUAAAAGGGAGUUGAUCCCAGGAGCUGUAACCUUCGUGUUGAGUUUGAUAAUUGGAGUAGAACUGGGUUUGUUGGCGGGUGUUCUGGCUGAUCUGGCGUUUGUUGUGUAUCGCACCGCUCGACCUGUUCUAGCAGUUGACGUUACUUCUACAUCUACCGAAGUUCAGUACAUCAUAAUACGACCACGUCAUAGCCUUCUCUACUUCCCUGCCGUAGAAUGGGUGAGGAACGUAAUUUCUAAGGCCAUCAAAAGACAUGGAAACAUUCCCGUUGUAUUGGAUUGUCGGAUAGUUCAUGAAUUCGAUUACACCGCAGCCACUGGACUAGGCGCUCUUCGCAAGGAACUCGAUAUCAAAAAGGUUCCGCUGGUUGUUCUGGGUGCAUCGAUUGAGGUUCAUAAGAUGUUAAAAGAAACUCUGAAAAGUACUCUUCUGGAAGCAAGCAACGAAGAAGAGCUUGAAGCUGUCCUCCAAGAGCUGUGCAAUGAAGGAAAGCGUGCCGAACUGCGCGAAGUUAUAUCACCUCUGUUAUCCCCAUCAUCAAAACACCAAAAAGUACCGAUUUCAGUGGAUGAAGAAUGAUUAGGAUCUUUUCGCUUUAUUAAGCACGUACAUAGAAUAAGUAAAUUUUGAUUGAAUCCACUUCUGUAUAGAACUGAAAAGUGUUCUCUCUACAAUGUAUCUCCCGGGAUUAUUUAAUGUUCCUUUGUUAUAUUCGAAUGUUAGUAAUGUAUAUAUUUACCGUUAGUAUAACAAAAAAUGUACACUAAAAAAACAUUUUACUUUGA